Messenger RNA from Emiliania huxleyi CCMP1516, 402 nucleotides. RefSeq names its product mitochondrial substrate carrier family protein. The record is from RefSeq and is a predicted model, not a curated record. Lineage: Eukaryota; Haptophyta; Isochrysidales; Noelaerhabdaceae. The transcript is spliced from 4 exons. Bases 1 to 402 code for a protein of 133 amino acids.
AUGGUGACGGGGCCUCACCUCACCACCUACACCGCCCUCAAGGAGGCGGAGCAGCGGGCCCUAGAAGCGGAAUACGCCAUUCUUGUAGUCCAAGCAGCGCUCGAGAGGCUCGCCGACGCGCCGCCGCUGCACAUGCUCGCCUCGCUCGCCGGCGCCUUCGCCGGCGUCUGCUGCAACCAGCCGCUCGACGUGGUGCGCAACCGGCUGUACAACCAGCCCAUCGGCCCGGACGGGCAGGGCACGCUCUACGCCGGCGCGGUCGACUGCGCCAAGCAGCUCCUGCGCAGCGAGGGGCCUCUCGGGCUGUACCGCGGCUUCUCGUCGCACUACCUGCGCGUCGGCCCCCACUACGUCCUCACCUUCACCUUCCUCGAGCAGAUCAAGAAGGCGCUCGGCGCAUAG